This is a messenger RNA of Chrysoperla carnea, 486 nucleotides long. RefSeq lists its product as uncharacterized. The record is from RefSeq and is a predicted model, not a curated record. The transcript is spliced from 4 exons. The coding region runs from base 1 to 486 and encodes 161 amino acids. Lineage: Eukaryota; Metazoa; Arthropoda; Insecta; Neuroptera; Chrysopidae.
AUGGCACAAGAUUUUCUCUCACGUUCCGGAACUAAUAGUCAGGUUGUGAGUUUAAAUUUAACAAAUCUAUUUAUAUUAGUAUUGCUAAAAGCAUUAAUAUAUGCAGCUGGAACUUUAGGAGCAGGUGCCUUCCAUGGACAUGGUCAUGGUCAUGGGUAUAGUUUUGGUAAAGGACGUAAUAUGGAGGAAAAUACCAUUUUACCUCAAAUUUCUGAAACUGAAUUAUUAUUAUACAUGGGAUAUUUGACUGGCGAACCAGGACAUUAUGAAUGCUUACAUCAAGUUAUGUGCAAACAACCUGAAUUGGCGAAAAGCUAUUAUAAUGCAGCAAACUUAAUGUACAACACAAUUACUACAUUCGAUAAAGAAGCCGUUUCCCAACAAUCAAAAUAUCAGCAAUUGUUAAAUACAACAAAAGAAGCUGUUGAAUUUGGCGAACAUGGUGGACCAUGCGAAAUGCGAUAUCCUUGUAAUAAACCCAAAUAG